Molecule: messenger RNA, 1741 nt
Organism: Populus trichocarpa (black cottonwood)
Lineage: Eukaryota; Viridiplantae; Streptophyta; Magnoliopsida; Malpighiales; Salicaceae
Product: late embryogenesis abundant protein ECP63
Exons: 3
Coding region: 346-1572 (408 amino acids)
Source: RefSeq, a predicted model, not a curated record
UUCAUGUUCCAUGUGGCAGGACAGGUGUAAGUGCUUAGCCUUCAACACCAAAGUAGCUGUCCUUACAUACACGACAUAUUCGCCGCUUUGCAUGAACAACGACGUCUCUCAGCUCUCCAGCAGGUCCAAUACGUGUCAGUCACCUAAGAAACCAAUUCUACUCGUCAUCUUCACAUAAGAUGUUACUGUUAUGAGCCACGAAUAUAUAUCGGAGCAACUCUAAGACCUAAUCUAAACUAGCGAGCAAGAGUCAUAAGAGAAGUUAAAAAGAGAAAAAGUUCACCUAGUAAUCUUCUCUUCUUUGUUUAUUUUUCUGUACAACCUUUUGUUUUCAGUGAUUGAGUCAUGGCAUCCAGGCACGAGAAGGAGGAGAGGGCUGAGGCAGCAGCAUGGCAAGCAGCAUCUGAUCUCAGGGACGUUAAUAGAGAAAGAGAAUGCUAUGAAGAACGAGAAGCCAAAAUGGCCACAGAUCAACCACAACAAGAAAGACCAGGGGUUAUUGGAUCGGUGUUAAGAUCAGUUGCUGACACUUUGGGGCAUGCUAAAGAUGCUGUUGUUGGUAUGAGCUUUGAGGCUGCAGAGCAAACAACGGAAACUGCUGAUGCAGCUGAAGAGAAGGCUAGAGAGAAUAAGGAUUCUGUUGCAGAGAAGGCAAAGGGGUAUAAAAAUUGUACGACUCAGAAGGCGAAAGAGACUACAGAUUCUGCUGCAUGUAAGAUAGAUGAAACCAAGGAAUCAGCAAAGCAAAAGAUUGGGGAGUAUGAAGAUAAGGCGAAAGAGUACAAAGAUUAUGCCGCUCAGAAAGCCAAAGACACUAAGGAUUCGGUGAUGGGAAAGGUCGAUGAGUACAAAGAUUAUGCAACAGAGAAAGCUAAGGAAACAAAGAAUUCUGCUUUAGAGAAGACAGGUGAGUAUAAGGAUUACGCUGCAGAGAAGUCAAAGGAAACGAAGGAUUAUACAGCAGAGAAAGCAAAGGAAGGAAAGGAUGUUACUGUUAGUAAGCUCGGCGGGCUCACAGAGUCGGCUAAAGAUGCUGCAAGAAAAGCCGUGGACUUCUUAUCUGGUAAAAAAGAGGAAGUGAAAGAGAAAGCAGCAGAGACUACAGAGGCAACCAAGGAGAAAUUGAGUGAAACCGAGGAGGCGGCAAGGAGGAAAACGGAGGGGAUGAAGCUGAGAGGUGAAGAACAUAGAGAGGAAGCUGCCCAAAAAGAAGCUAAAGACAUUGAAGCUGAAAGAGGAACUACAACAAGAGAGACAAUCUUUGACAGUCUUGGGUUUGGGUCAAUUAAGGACAGCAUAAGAGGGAAGUUGACAACGGCAGAGGACAUUGCUGAAGAAACAAGGGCUGCACGUGAGCGCGGAGGUACCGGACGAAAGUGUUUAAAUAAAGAUACUGGGAAGGAGGAGAUGGUGAUCCCCAUUGAAGAGAAUGCCACGGGAGCUGUGGCAUCCAUCCUAAAAGCGUCCGAUCAGAUGAGUGGUCAAACUUUCAAUGAUGUUGGACGAAUGGAUGAUGAGGGAGUCAUUCGAGUGGAAAUGGAACGCACUCCAAAAUUGAGCAAAGAUCGCUGAGAGUUGAGGCAGAGAUAUAUAUUAUGCAGUAUAACAUCCAAUGUUGAUGAUCUUUCUUUCUCUGUUCUUGGAUUUGUGUAUUUAGUUUUCAGUUGGCUGAUGGGCAAUGGAUCAGAUGUGGGAACUCGGCUCUAAUGCUAUCUAAUGGAGAAGGCAUAUGUUUUUCUCU